AUGGCCAUGGCCAGUGAAUGCACGCCCGGACCCGGAGGAGCAACGCGCCGCCUCAUUCUCAUCAUCACAGCACUCGUGGCAUUGAUGCUUGUGCGCCCCUCCUGCUGCACUGCCGCUUCCCAGCCGAGCUCGAGCCAGACGCGGCCGCCGGCGCUGAUCCUGUUCGGGGACUCCAUCGUGGACCCGGGCAACAACAACGGCCUCACCACGGCGGUGCGGUGCGACUUCGCGCCCUACGGCCAGGACUUCCCCGCCCACAACGCCACCGGCAGGUUCAGCAACGGCAAGAUCGUCGGCGACAUCCUCGCCACCCGGAUGGGCCUGAAGCAGUACGUGCCGGCGUACCUCGGCACGGAGCUCAGCGACUCGGACCUCCUCACCGGCGUCAGCUUCGCCUCCGGUGGCUGCGGCUUCGACCCCCUCACGGCCGACAUCGUGUCGGUUCUGAGCAUGGACGACCAGCUGGAGCUGUUCAAGGAGUACAAGGGUAAGAUCAGCCGCAUCGCCGGCGCGCAGCGAGCCGCCGACAUCGUCUCGACGAGCGUCUACCUGGUGGUGACCGGCACCGACGACCUGGCCAACACCUACUUCACGACGCCGCUCCGGCGAGACUACGACCUCGAGUCCUACAUCGAGUUCAUCGUGCAGUGCGCCUCGGCCUUCAUCCAGAAGCUGCACGGCCUGGGCGCGCGGCGGGUGAGCGUCGCCGGCGCCCCGCCCAUCGGGUGCGUGCCGUCGCAGCGGACCAACGCCGGCGGCGAGGAGAGGGCGUGCGUGUCCCUGUACAACCAGGCGGCCGUGCUGUACAACGCGGCGCUGGAGAAGGAGAUCCGGCGGCUCAACGGCACGGCGCUGCUCCCGGGGUCGGUGCUCAAGUACAUCGACCUCUACACGCCGCUGCUGGACAUGAUCCAGCGCCCGGCCGCCUACGGCUUCCAGGUGUCCGACCGCGGCUGCUGCGGCACCGGGCUGUUCGAGGUGACGCUCACCUGCAACGCAUACACGGCGCACGCCUGCAGGGACCCCACCAAGUUCCUCUUCUGGGACACCUACCACCUCACCGAGACGGGCUACAACCUCCUCAUGGCGCAGAUCAUCAACCGCUACGGUCUGUGGUAG
Molecule: messenger RNA, 1119 nt
Organism: Triticum turgidum subsp. durum (durum wheat)
Lineage: Eukaryota; Viridiplantae; Streptophyta; Magnoliopsida; Poales; Poaceae
Source: the annotation of a GenBank genome assembly